Glossina fuscipes is the source of this 1749-nucleotide messenger RNA. RefSeq lists its product as uncharacterized. The record is from RefSeq and is a predicted model, not a curated record. Bases 1 to 1749 code for a protein of 582 amino acids. Lineage: Eukaryota; Metazoa; Arthropoda; Insecta; Diptera; Glossinidae. The transcript is spliced from 8 exons. Gene Ontology annotation, biological process: lipid metabolic process. Gene Ontology annotation, molecular function: lipase activity.
AUGUGGAAAAUUUUGUUUGGCCUCUUUUGGUAUAUAAUUUCAAGCCAAGCUAACCCUUUAUUAGGUCUGUUUGAUCCCAAGUGCAAAAUAGAGUACGAAGACGCAUGUCCUCAUAGAGAUGUUGAUUUUUGGUUAUUCACCAGAGACCUAAGAGAGAAUCCUUUGAAAUUGAAUGCUUCGGGUCUACAUGCUUCUGAUUUCGCUUUCAAAGAACAUAAUCUUUAUAUUUUGCUUCACGGUUACACUGGCGAUCGUGAUUAUUCGCCCAAUGUUUAUAUACGUCCUGCACUUUUGGAUACCGAAGACGCUUACAUUAUAUCCGUAGAUUAUGGUCGUUUGGUACCGUACCCGUGCUAUAUGACCGCAGUGGAAAAUUUACCUUUAGUUGCUAAAUGUUUAGGUCAACUAAUAAAUAACUUAGUUGAAGAAGAGCUGGUGGAAAAUGAUAAAAUUCAUAUAAUCGGUUUUAGUUUAGGCGCACAAGUGGCGGGGCAAACUGCCAACUAUUUGAAAAGGAAACUAAAGAGAAUAACAGGGUUAGAUCCCGCUAAGCCUUUGUUUGCUUUUGCAAGUUCUGAAUAUAAGCUUGAUUCUAGCGAUGCUGAAUUUGUUGACGUAAUUCAUACCGAUGUAGUGGGUAGAGGUAUGUUGGCGAGUUUAGGUCAUGUGGAUUUCUACCCAAAUCUGGGACCCAUUCAACCCGGUUGUGAUAAUGAAAAUCCGAAAGAUCCUGGCAGCUGCAAUCAUGAUCGUGCUCCUCAAUAUUAUGCCGAAUCCGUGCGUAAUCCCAACGGUUUCUGGUCUUAUUCUUGCCGAAGCUGGUUAUAUCAAAUGUUUGAUUUAUGCAAUGAUCGAACGAAAGUACAGCGCAUGGGUCAUAGAGUGAAUAAAAGUGAUUCUUCUUUAUCGCCUAUUUUAUUAAAUCCUUUGAGUCUUAAUGAGUCCGUGAGUCUAUUUCGGCCACGUUUACCUUUGAAGAUUAUUUUGCAUGGUUACAAUCAAAAUAGGGAUUUAAGUCCAAACCGUGAGAUACGUCCGCCUUUAUUGUACUACGAACAAGUUUACGUUAUAAGUUUAGAUUAUUCCGUUUAUACGAAACGACCUUGUUAUUAUCCGUGGACGGUGUAUAGCGCUCCUACUAUAGCCAAAUGUUUGGCUUACUUUAUUGAUGAUUUAAUAGCUCGGGACUAUUUCGCACGUAAUGAUAUACAUUUAAUAGGUUUCAGUUUCGGUGCUCAAGUGGCUGGUUUAACGGCCAAUUAUGUAAAAGAGAAAUUAUAUAGAAUAACUGCCUUAGAUCCUGCACGACCUGGUUUUAUGACGACAAAUUUAUCCGAGAAAUUAGAUUCCACUGAUGCUGAUUUUAUCGAUGUCAUACAUAGCGAUCCAAUGUUUUACUCACACCUAAAUCCAUUGGGUCAUGCAGACUUCUAUCCCAAUUUGGAGGAUUUUCAUCAACCUGGCUGUCCCAUCUGGCCAUUUUUAAGAGUUUGUAACCACUAUCGCGCUCCCGCCUAUUACGCUGAAUCAAUAUAUUCGAUAGAAGGUUUUUGGUCUUACAAUUGUGGCAAUUGGUCUUAUUACUUAACACAUCAAUGUUAUUUAUAUGAUGACAUAGCCAUGGAAAAAAUGGGGUAUCAUUUGGCUCAUAGCGCUCGCGGCUCUUACUUUUUGAACACUAAUAGUCAACCACCUUAUGCCCAAGGACAAUUGAUUCAAACGGAAUUAAAUACUGUGGAUGGAGCAUAA